AGAAGCCGAAACCCUCACCCUCAAAUUAUCUUUUUGUUUUUCAAACCGCAGUGGAAAGAAAAGAAAAAACACUCACCAAAUUAGGGUCUUCUUCUUUUUAUCUCUCUUCUUCUUCUUCUCCUCUCUCUAAAGUUGAAGCAGAAACUGUGAAUCUAACAGAGAAAGAAUGGCCGCAGAGGCUAAUAGAUCUGGUACUGGUAGUGGAUCAGCCGAUUCUUACAUCGGAAGUUUAAUUAGUUUAACAUCUAAGUAUGAAAUUCGUUACGAAGGAGUUCUUUACGACAUCAAUACUGAAGAGUCUAGUAUUGGUUUGAGAAAUGUAAGAUCAUUUGGAACAGAAGGACGAAAGAAGGAUGGACCACAAAUUCCUCCUAAUGACAAGAUUUAUGAGUAUAUUCUCUUCCGUGGAAGUGACAUCAAGGAUUUACAGGUUAAGUCUUCCCCUGUUCCUACGACGCCACCUAUUGAUCAUGAUCCGGCUAUUAUACAGUCUCACUACUCUCACCCACCAGCCGUACCUACAAGUUUUCCUCCUCCUGUUAGUGGCCCUGUAACAGAUCAUAGUUCUCAGACUUCUCAAAUGGGACCUCCUGCGGGUUCAUCAUUCCAAGGCGGUAUGCCUUUACAUCAAUCUGGUGGAAGCUUAGGUCCUUGGGGGUCAUCACCUCUGCCUCCAAAUGUGAAUGGUAGUGGACUUGCUAUGCCAAUGUACUGGCAAGGUUACUAUCCUCCGCCAACUGGCUUGUCAAUGCCUCCCUCCAUGCAGCAACCUAUGCUUCGACCACCAACUGGUUUGUCAAUGCCUCCCUCCAUGCAGCAACCUAUGCAAUACCCUAACAUCAAUUCAUCUUUGCUAUCGGGAUCUACAAACUUGCCGGUUUCAAGUUUACCAGAUAUAGGUUCUCCCCUUCUACAAUCUAGUAGUAAUCAUUCACAACCUUUAACCUCCACUGCCCUAUCCUCUACUCUGCCUUUGACUUUCUCUACAGUCCAUUCUGCUGCAUUAGGACCUGACACCACAUCAAAUCUUAUACCAAAUAAGGCCCCUGUUUCUGGUUAUCCACCAGCACCAAUAAGUGCCAGCAAUUCAUUUGUCUCUCCUGCACCAAAUAACAUUUUUGAUACAAUUGGAAACGGAGCUCCGACCUCUGAGAAACCUAAGAGUGUGACUGGGUAUGCUGCAGCAGAUCAAAAAAUGCCCCAAUUGGUCAAUCCUGGGGCAUCAAGUUUAACUCGUGUUGAAGCACCAGUUCCUUCCCUGGUAACACCAAGUCAGAUACUGAAAUCUGGACCCACUGCAUUUUCCUCAUCGAUGUCUUCAGAACUUGCUCAUAAAGAUGUAGAAGUGGUGCAAACAUCACCACCAGAGCCACCUCGAGCUCCAGCUGAAACUCAGCCACCAAUAUUGCCACUACCUUCUCCACCUGAACAAAGGCGGAAUGCAGCUCAAUAUCACAAUUAUCACAACCAUCACAGCUAUAACAGUUACAAUUACAGGGGGCGUGGAAGAGGAAGAAGAAAUGGAAUUUUAGGUGCUCCAACUAAAUUCACAGAGGACUUUGAUUUCACGGCUAUGAAUGAGAAAUUCAACAAAGAUGAAGUAUGGGGUCAUCUUGGUAAAAUAGCUCAGUCGAAGGACAAAGAAGCGGAUGAGAAUGAGGAGGAUGAGGAUUAUCCUCAAGAUGAAGAUGUUACCGAGUCAUCGAAAACAGAUGGAAAGCCUGUUUACGUGAAGGAUGACUUCUUUGACUCUCUUUCGAGUAAUGCACUUGAUCAAGAACGGAGAAAUGGAAGGACCAAGUUCUCUGAACAGGUGAAAAUAGACACCGAGACUUUUGGAAAUUUUCCGAGGCAUCGUGGUGGCUGGGGUGGUCGAGGUCCACCACGAGGUGGACGUUCACGAGGUUACUAUCAUGGAACAGGGAAUGGUGGCUACGUAGGAGGAAGGGGCCGAGGUCAGGCAAUGUCUGGACGUGGCUACUACUAGUUAUGUUGGAGAAAAAACCGCAACACGUAUAUGGGUUUUUAGUCUGUGUGGCCCGUGAUUCCUUGUAAUUUUUAGUAUCAGAAGUAGGCACAGUCGGAAGAUUAAUGGAGGAUUUUGCCUGAAACUCUUGAUAGCUUGCUGUGUAGUUUUUGCUGGUUAGUGCUCUAGUUGCCUGUUUAUUUUCUUGGUAGGUAGAAACACUGGUUUUAGUUUUCAGGUACCACUUUAACUUUCUUGUCUCUGUAUUGAAGAAAAUGUUGCUCGAUAUUUGGUAGUCAAUGUUUUUUUAACAAGCGCAAUUCCCUAAUUGUACAUGGGUUGGUUGUUCGCUGGCUACCUGCACCUACCAUUUCUGUUCGGGCAAAAAAUAUUAUUCAUACUGGAUCCAGUAGUACUGGUCCUCAUCCAACUCUAUGAAGUCCCCCCUUUUUUU
Molecule: messenger RNA, 2420 nt
Organism: Papaver somniferum (opium poppy)
Lineage: Eukaryota; Viridiplantae; Streptophyta; Magnoliopsida; Ranunculales; Papaveraceae
Product: protein decapping 5-like
Exons: 8
Coding region: 167-1987 (606 amino acids)
Biological process (GO): cytoplasmic stress granule assembly; P-body assembly
Cellular component (GO): P-body
Molecular function (GO): mRNA binding
Source: RefSeq, a predicted model, not a curated record